UAUUCUAUUUUGGCUGUCACUAGCGACGCCAAGGUAUGUUGUGCAGCAUGGGAUGUAUCGCACCGAAAUGUACCUUGUCCUGAUGCUCGCCAAGUAAAGAAUUUGCCGAAAUUUAAUGGAACGCCGAAAAAAACUGGAUUGUGYUCAUGGUGUUUCUCAACUACAGUGCCAAUUGUUUCCAACGCAUGCGGUCGUCUAACUUUUCAUUCGACAAUCACUCCGAUUCAAUUUUCGACCAUUGUAUUCGAUAAACUCAACCAAUCAGCCAUGUUGUUUCCGCCUUUUCGGCUUCCAGCAUAGCCGCUCCACAACCUGCCACUACUAGUACUGGGUUACGAAACCCUAUACUCGACGAGGAGAACAACAAUGUCUACAAUAAAAUUGUGAAAAAUGUUGCUGUUCCUGGGUUGAAGUGCGGAAUGGAUUACGUAAGAUUGGGAGGCGACAGUGAUUUGAUUGUUUCGAAGGUCUGCAUGGGUACCAUGACGUAUGGAAUCCAGAACACCCUGGAAGAGGGUGUCGCUUUGCUAGAUAAAUCUUUUGAUGAUUACGGCAUCAACUUUUUGGAUACAGCAGAAAUUUAUCCGAUUCCACCAAACGCAGAAACACAGGGUGAUACCGAUCGUUGCGUCUGCGAAUUUUUGAAAAAACGCAAUCGAAGCGAUGUCAUCCUUGCAACCAAAGUAGCUGGUCGGCAACCCAUGUUGAAAUACUUGCCACGGGGUGAAAAUUCAAAUCCCGAAGAAGGUGCCGACCUUACUCGCCAACAGAUCUUGGAYUCCGUUGACGAGUCACUGAAAAGACUAGGGACAGACUACAUUGAUUUAUUGCAGUUGCGUGAGUCUUUUUUGUUGUUUCUCUUCUGACUCAAACGACACCAACUCACACAACUCACAUCCUGUCUUCUUGUUUCGYCUCGUAGACUGGCCCGGUCGAAGUACGGGUGGACUCUUCGGGGCUUCYGAUUUCAGUCCCUCAGAAUACGAAGCGCAAUUUAGGAAACAUGCACCCGUCGCACUCAAGGAGCAACUGUCUGCACUGAAGGAAUUGAUCGACUCUGGAAAAGUACGGUACUUCGGGGUUUCAAACGAAACUCCAUACGGCAUUUGUGCCAUGGCAGCUCUAUCAGAUCAUUUUCCAGAGUUAUAUCCGAAAUGUGUUUCGAUUCAAAAUUCCUAUUCCUUGGUUGUUCGCAAAGAUUACGAAGCAGGUUGUGCGGAAGCCUGCUACCACCACGACGUAUCACUAUUGCCGUACUCGCCAUUGGCAGGUGGAACGUUAUCUGGAAAAUACAGAAAGGAUCUUCCCGAUGACAGCACUGCCCGUCUGACGAAGUUUCCAGGAUACAUGGCUCGGUACUUGGAAAGCGAAAAUGAAGCUGCCGUGAACGCCUACUGCGAAUUAGCCGAACGCUACAAUUUAACACCGACUCAAUUCGCUCURUCAUGGUGCUAUCACAACGAACUUGUUGCGUCAACUAUUAUUGGUGCCACAACCAUGGAACAGCUGGAAGAGAAUAUCAAAGCAUACGAUCUUCAUUUGGACGAAAUUGAUGUUGAAGAUGGCAUCAUGCUCGACGAAAUAAGCAAGAUUUAUAAGCGAUACACAGACCCCACAAAAGCCAAAAACGAUCCUCCUAAGAAAUAAUGGUCAAGAAGCAGUUUAAAACAUUUAAGGAAUGUGCCAUUUCAUCCAACUUCUUUUUAAAAUCAGCUACAGUAUCGCCUAUGUGAUCGAUUGGUCGUGCAUGAUGCUUACUGUUGAACUUAAUGACAACAAUUUUAUCAGUAUCCCUARUUCUUCACGUACAUGCAACUCAAGUGAAGGCUCGAAAGGCAAGAAAGGACAAUGCGUUUGCAGUAAAUAUAACCACAGUUA
Messenger RNA from Pseudo-nitzschia multistriata, 1878 nucleotides. The record is from the annotation of a GenBank genome assembly. NCBI's taxonomy places the organism in Eukaryota, Bacillariophyta, Bacillariophyceae, Bacillariales, Bacillariaceae.